CAAGGAGCCCCUCACAUUGUCCCAAACUCCCAGUUUCAUGCUACCCCUCUAUAAGGAGGGCUUCUAGGCCUUACCAUUUGAACCCUGACCAAAAACACGCACGUAUUUUCUGUUGUUUCAGUUCAGCAAUUAAUGAUCUCUCCCUCCAUGGAAUCUUUUACGUGUAAAAGCCAGCCCUCUUCCUCUCCUUCCAACAUCCCAAGGCUUGCACUUGCAAUUUCAACCGCCACCAUCAUCUUCAUUCUAUUCUCAAUCGCGCAACCAUGCUUGGCCUCAUCAAGGCUGGACCGCUUGUCAUCCAACACCGAGUUCAUCAAGAACUCGUGCGGGUUCACCAUCUAUCCGGACGUGUGUUACCAAACGCUCUCCUCCUACGCAAGCACCAUCCAGACGAGCCCUGAGGCGAUGGCCAAUGCGGCCCUGUUGGUGACCCUCCAGAGCGCGCAGUCUGCUUCUGACAUGGUGUCCAAGUUGUCGAAGGCCGGUGGCCUCAGCCAGAGAGAAGAGGGGGCGGUGAUCGACUGCGUCGAGACCAUGAGCGACUCGGUCGACGAGAUCCGCCAGUCGUUGGUCGCGAUGAAGGGUCUUGAUGGCCCUGAAUUUGAGACCAACAUGAGCGACAUACAGACUUGGGUGAGUGCUGCUUUGACCGACGAGGACACUUGCAUGGAUGGAUUUCAAGAGGGCGGGCCUAGUGACAAUAAUAAAGUUAAAGGGCCAAUUAGAGACAGCAUUGUGAAGGUUGCUCAGUUAACUAGCAAUGCUUUGGCUCUUAUUAAUAGACUCCAGUAGUCUAAUCGCCACUUUCUCUAGUCGUAAGUUAAAAUCAGUCGCCAUGUUCUCUAGUGUGAUGUUACAUAUCAUCCAUGUAGAGAUUUGUGAUAUUGCUUUUGUUGGCCCAAACGAUAUGGCCUUAUGAAGAUAGUUAAUUGUAAACAAUGCAGGAGGGAUACAUAUUUACUAGACACGCUCCAAAUAUGAAAUUUCUAUUAGAUA
Molecule: messenger RNA, 996 nt
Organism: Syzygium oleosum
Lineage: Eukaryota; Viridiplantae; Streptophyta; Magnoliopsida; Myrtales; Myrtaceae
Product: 21 kDa protein-like
Exons: 1
Coding region: 133-792 (219 amino acids)
Biological process (GO): negative regulation of catalytic activity
Molecular function (GO): enzyme inhibitor activity
Source: RefSeq, a predicted model, not a curated record